Molecule: messenger RNA, 2534 nt
Organism: Andrographis paniculata
Lineage: Eukaryota; Viridiplantae; Streptophyta; Magnoliopsida; Lamiales; Acanthaceae
Product: nitrate regulatory gene2 protein-like
Exons: 4
Coding region: 100-2403 (767 amino acids)
Source: RefSeq, a predicted model, not a curated record
UCGUUCUACCUCAAUCACUCUAACUACCACUAUACAGUGUCUUCCAAAAAUUAAUUAAAUAUAUCAAUAUAAUAAUAAUAAAUUAUCGCCGGAAAAGCGAUGGGCUGCACGCCGUCGAAGCUGGACGCCGACGACGCCGUCCGGCGGUGCAAGGACCGCCGCCGCUUCAUGAAGGAGGCGGUCCACGCCCGCCACCACCUCGCCGCCGCCCACUCCGACUACUGCCGCUCCCUCCGCAUCACCGGCUCGGCGCUCCUCACGUUCGCCCACGGCGAGCCUGUCUCCGACCACGCCCCGACGACACCUCCUCCUCCAUUUUCUCCGAACACGCCGCCGCCGGAGCUGCCGCGCCGGCGGCGGAAGCCGAUUAAGCUUCCCCAUAUACUCUCCGAUUCGAGCUUAUCCUCCUCCCCGCCGCCGAUUAUCCCCAAUUUCGAGUCCAAUUUUAGGGCAUACUCGACGUACGCGACCACCCCUUCUCAGGCGUCGUCGACGUGGAAUUGGGACCAUUUCUACCCUCCGCCAUCGCCGCCGGGCUCCGAUUUCUUCCACCAAUUUGAUAAAUCACAGAAAUCUGAACCUCUCAUUGACGACGCCAACCCUAACUUCAAGUACAGUCAUCACUACACCGACUCCGACGCCGACGACAUGGAUAUCGUUCGCGACCUUGGAUUUCCUCGCCGGAAUUCGUCGAUUCACAGCAAAUUCGACGAUCGAGCAUCGAAUCACUCAUCCAACUCACGCAAUUCCGCCGGAAUCCACGCCCGCCGGAGUUCUCGAAAUUGGGGGAGCGAGCCGGAGGAGUCGUCGUCGACUGAGAGAGAGGAAUUGCAGUGCAGCGAGUGGGGAGACCACGACAAUCAUAGCAGCAGUACCACAAGCAGCAGUUCGACCAAAUCCUCCGACGACGAAGAAGAAGAAGGAGCAUCGGAAUUCCGCCGCCGGUCUGAUUACCGGAAAACCUCAUCCUCCAACAAAUCGGAUAGUAGAUCAACCGUAGCCUGGGAAAAGGCGUCCGAUCCUGACCGUCGGAUCGGAAAAUCGACGGCGAAUCCUGACCGUCAAAUCGUGGUGAGGCAUCAAAAUCUGGUGGAGAUUGCAUCGGCCCUCAAGGAGCAUUUCGACAAGGCUGCUUCAGCCGGCGAUCCGGUCUCCGAGAUUCUCGAAUCGGGCCGGGCCCAGCUGGACCGGAACUUCAAGCAUUUAAGAAAAACAAUCCUUCAUUCUAACGGAAUACUAAAUUCCCUGACCUCGACCUGGACAUCGAAACCUCCGUUGACGGUCAAGUACCGCUUAGAAAUGAGCUCGAUCGAACAAUGUGGCGGUCCGAGAGGACUAUGCUCGUCUUUGGACCGUCUCUUGGCGUGGGAGACGAAAUUGUAUCAAGAAGUAAAGGCUCGAGAAGGUGUUAAAUUCGCGCACGAGAAAAAACUAUCUGUACUUCAAGCCCAAGAGUAUCGCGGCGAAGACGAAGCUAAAUUGGUAAAGACGAAGGCGUCAAUAAAGAAGUUGCAAUCUUUGGUUUCGGUUACAUCUCAAGCCGUGUCGUCUACUUCGAUUGCCAUUGUUGGGCUACGAGACUCCGACUUGGUUCCUCAACUCGUCGAGCUAUGUCACGGGUUUAUGUACAUGUGGAGAUCGAUGAACCAAUCUCACGUAAUCCAAAGCGACGUGGUGCAACAAGUCCGAGGUCUCGUCGCCACAACCGCCAAAACUGGGGCGGCGACUUCCGACAUGCAAAUUCAAGCAACCCGCGAUCUCGAGUCCGCGAUAUCGUCGUGGCACUCGAGUUUUUGCCGUCUAAUAAAAUUCCAACGCGAUUUUAUACGCGCCCUCUACGGAUGGUUCAAACUCACUCUCCUUCCCGUAACCGUCGAGCCAAGCAAUGCCCAAAACGACUUCCGCGAGGUUCUAGCGUUCUUCGAUGAGUGGAGACUCGCGCUCGACCGCGUGCCCGAUACCGUCGCAUCGGAAGCAAUCAAGAGCUUCGACAAUGUCGUCAGCUCGAUACUUACCAAGCAAACGGAGGAAGUAAAGAUAAAAAAACGAGGCGAAGCCGCGGCCAAGGAGCUCGAGAGAAAGAAAUCCUCGAUUAGAUCCAUCGAGAAGAAGUAUUACAACUCGUACUCGUUGGUCGGCGUGGAACCUCCCGGCGAUGAUAACGGACGAGCAUUGGACACACGGGACCCGUUAGCCGAGAAAAAGGCUGAGCUUGCGCUAUGCCAACGACGGGUGGACGACGAAAUAGCUAAACACUCGAAGGCGGUCGAGGUGACCCGAGCGAUGACGCUGAACAACAUACAAACCGGCUUGCCGGGUGUUUUUCACGCCACCGCAAGCUUCUCGACCUUGAUAGCCGAAGCAUUAGAGAUGGUUUGUACGCGCUCGUAUGCUAUUCAAUAAUUAUGUCAAUUAUUUUUUUUGAAAUUAUUUUUAUAUGAAAUUUUUGUUUUAACUUUUCUUUUUUAAAUUUGUAACACUCUAGGGUAUUUUAAAAAUUGUUUAAUUUAAUACUUGUUUUUUUAUUAAUUGUU